AUGAAUAAUUUACAAUUAAAAUAAUUAGAAGUAUAAAAAAGUCAUUUAAGUACACCUUAAAAAUUAUAAAAUUAAGAAAUACUUAAUGAUAGAUUGAUUAUUUAGGGAAAUAAAACUAUAAAUCAACCAUAGGAACAAGUUAUUAAUUAGUAAAAUUAUAUUAGAAGUAGAAUUCUCUCAGUUAGUAAUGAGGUUUAGGAUGCAAAAAAUAUAAUGUAAAAUGCAUAAAUAAGAAUGCUAAUGCAAGAGUAUGAUAUGAAAUUCAAUCCUAAAAAUAAAAGAAUAAGACCUACUAUUCGUGAUCCCUAUCUUUCUAAAUCAUAGUCAUCAUUAAUAUCUUCAAUAGGAGCUACUUUAAAUUCAUAAUCUUAAUAAAUGGUAAUAGAAUAAAAGGGAGGAGACUUAAAAAAUGAUUAAGAUAUUUUUAUAGAUAGGCUUUAAGAAUUAGUUACAGAUUAUCAAUAAAGCUCAGAAGAAAAUAAGGAUAAAUAAUUGAAUUUACCAACAAUUUCUUCAAAAAUUGUUCACAAAAUCAGUAAUCAAAUCAAUAAAAUAAACCAAAACAUGCAAUAUUAAUCUAAAGAAUCUCUUUAUACAGCACAAAAGGCAUUCACUCAAUCAACUAUGAAUACUGAUUAGAGUUAUCAAAAAUAGAAAAGUAUAUUUUAAACUGAACUUAAGUAAACAAAAUAAAGGAGAUAAUCUCUUAAGACAAGAAGCUUUUCUGAGAAGAAAUUAAGAAGAGGUGAUAGCUCUGAUAUAUAUGAAAACGAUAAACAGAUUUUAGAAAAGGAGACAAAUAUUUCAAUUAAUUUUACUUAGCUAAAUGAUACAACUGCUGCUCAUAUUUUAACUUCUCCAUCCGAAAAAAAGCUGACAAGCCCAAAAAAAAUAGCCUAAAAACCUAAAAAUCUGGAUUUUAUAUAAAGUCUAAGCAACUAUUCUUAGUAAAAUUGGACAGAGCUUCUUCAUCAAAGAAUAAAUAAUUUAGAUUAUUAGAACGCUAGUAAGGAUACUACUGCAAGAGGAAGAUAGCUUAUUUAGUUAUUUGAAAGUUUUAUCAUAAAUGAAAUAAAUUAAUGCUCUUAAGAGGAAAUAGCUAUGUCAAACAGCCUCAUUUUAAAUGAAGUCUGCAAGCAUUUAGAAGAUAUGCAAUUCUACAAUGACACUCUACUUAAAAAGGUUAAAGAUAAUAGAAAAGAGAAAGAAGAACUUGAAGUUAUAGAGUUGUUUGGAUUUUGUAUGAAAUUUAAUAACCCAGAACAUUCUGAUGAAUUUAUUUAAGAGCUCAAGUCAUUUUUUGAAAGAAAAUAUUUAAAUUUAAUAAAAAAGCUUCGUAUGAAUGGUAAUACUUCUACAUAGCUAUUUAUUGAUACUUUACAAAACUUUGAAGUAUUUUUCAAGCUUUAUAAAGAUAAGUUGAGUCUCACUAGAUAAAAAGUAGAUUCUCUGUCUUAAGAAUUAGAAGAAUCUCAUAAACUAAUAAAAGCCUUAGAAGAAAGAGCAUAAACUCAACACUUAGCUAGAGAUAGAAUAGAAAUAGAAUACAGAGUAAAAAGCAGAGAAGAUUUAGCAGAAAUCUAAAAUCGUUAUGAAUUAUUGUACAACCAAAGAGUUGAAGAAAGUAAAAAUUAAAUAAAAAAGUUAGAGUAAAAUAUUGAAAGUUUGAAAGAUCAAAUCAAACAAAAAGAUGCCGAGUUAGAUAAAAAAUAAACUGAAAUAGAAAAUUAUGAGAAACGUUUAAAUAAAAAAAAAGUAGAUGCAUCAACUCAAAUACAGUUGCAUAUAAUGCCUUAUGUUUAAAAUUAGUAGCCAAAAGUAACUCCUUAAUAAGAUAUUCUUCCAUAAAAUGUUUCUCAGUAACAAAGCAGCAAUCCUUUUUCUUCUUUUGGCAAUGAAUUUAUGUCUCCGUUUACAUUUAGUAAAAGUUGCAGUGGAGCUUUUAUCAGUUAGAUUCUUACAGAAUGCGUUUUUCAUGAUUUUUCUCUUUUUUAUAGGCAUAAGUUUUGCUCUUUUUAUGCUAAUCAAAAUUAUAAUCAUUUAGUAAAUUUUUCCCAUCAUUUCUUUAUCACAAAAUUUGGGAAUAAAGUUAUUGGUGAAAUAUUUUUAAAAAAUUUUGUUUUAUCAUUACAAGAGUAUUCUUAAGAAGGUAUUCUUAGGUUUAUUAUUUUUUCUCAGCUUACAGGUUUAGAUAUUUAACAAUAACCUCAAACUACAUAAAAUCAGUUGACUAAAAACAAUCUUAAUCGAUCUACUAUGUCUUCUAUUUCUAUGUCUUCCUAGCAGAAUGCUUAAUAAUCAUUUUCCUAGUUUGUAAAAAAAAUAUUUUGGGAGAGUAAACAGAGUUAUAUUAUAUAUAUUAAGGUAGCUAUCCUUUUUAGGAAAAGUUUGCUCAAAAAUACAAAUAGUCAGUAGCAUAUUAUGUCAGGAAUAUAUAGUCUAUUCGAUAAUACAGAAUUGCUUAACAAAGCUGGAUAAACAGAGGGUUAUGAAAAUGCAACUAUUCUUAUUACUAGGGCUCAGCCAAUCAUAUAAGAAAUAGUUUCAGAUCAUUUAUCUAAAUCUGAAAGCAUUUUAGAAGUUUUUAAAGUAUUUUAGACUUAUAUAAAGCAACAAGUAAAUAAAUAAAAAUAAAAAUCUCCUUACAAAUAAGUUCAAGAAGAAGAUGGUGAAGUUGAUGAAAAAUUUGAACAGAACUCAUCUUCAACAAUCAAAAUUAUUAAAAAUAGUAAUAAAAAUUUAAAUUAAAACAAAUAAAGCACUUCUGGUUUAAGAGUAAAUAUGGACCAAAUAGCCUUUUUUAUCAUAGAUUAUUUAGCAGAUUUAAAAAAUAAACAACUAGAUCACUUUAUGGCAAGUAUUAAGAGUAUUCAAAACCAAAAAAGGACUUAAAAUAUAUCAAUUAAAGAUUUCACUAAUUCAUUUAAUUAAUAUUUUGCAUAUGCUCCAUUUAUUUCAGAUUCGCAAUCAUACACUGAUGAUUUAUUUACUAAGUUUACUGUGAACUCAACAACAGCUCUAAGUGGUGGAGAAGAUCAAAGAAAAUUAGCUUUAAAACCAUUUUUGAUGGCUUUAUUUGAUGAAUAUAAUGAGUAUGAUAGCUCAAAUUUGAGUUUUUAUCUAUCAACAGAGUAUUUAAGUCAAUAAGCUUAGUAAAAUUUUGAAAAAGUGCAAUCGUCUAAUAAAUCAUAAUAAUCACUUGUAGCACCUAAAGUUCAUACAUCUUAAUCGAAUAGACUCAAUAAAACAUAAGAUGGUAAAAGAUCAAACUCAAAUAAUAACAAAAAAUAAACAGAUGGAAUUUCAGCUAGUCAAAAAAAUUUGUUAAAUGAGAUUGUUAUUUAAUAAACAGUUGAACAAUAAGUGAUAUAAAUAUUGCAAGAAGAUAUCUUUGAUGUUCCUAAUAAUAUAAUUACUAUAUUUGAGAGCUAUGAAUAAAUAAGGCCUUUAAUUAAAAGCGAAGAAACUCUAGACGAAAGAAUAAAAUUGGAAAAUGAAAAAUUCAAAUCUCUUUUACAAUAAUUAAAUAAAAUAAAAUACGAAUUAAAAUAAUCAUCUGAAAAUAAUCCGACAAUAUCUUACUAACCAAGAAAAUCCUAUAUAGAUACAAUUAAAUCUGUUUAGCAAAACCUCAACAAUCUGAUGCUUUUAGCAACUUCAAAGCUUAAAUUAAGUGUAAAUUUUUGA
Molecule: messenger RNA, 3687 nt
Organism: Tetrahymena thermophila SB210
Lineage: Eukaryota; Ciliophora; Oligohymenophorea; Hymenostomatida; Tetrahymenidae
Exons: 3
Source: RefSeq, a predicted model, not a curated record